CAAAAAGAAAAAGUAGAACGGCUCCCUUUUCUUAAAGAGGAAUGAAAAAAACGAUGGCCUUCAAUGUCCCACCCAGGAUUUGUAUGUAUGCAUGAUGCAUAAACUGCAAUGAAACACUGAUUUCAUUUUCGAGCCACAUUGUUCCUAUUGUUGGUUAGAAAUAUGGAGUCAAAUCAUUAUUACUGCCGGAAUGUUAUGCAGCAGUCAUCGUCAACAUCAAAUGGUCAACCAUCAACAAGUAAACCCAAUUAUGGAGUUAUUGCUGGACAGGAAUAUGCAUCGAACCAAACGCAUUCGAUGCGAAAUGGAAACCCAAAAUUACAACAUGGGAAACAUGGGCAAAGCAUGGGCACACAAUACGGUGGAGGAGCUGGAUGUCAUAGCAGUGGGCAAUGUAGCAGUAAUGCCAGCAAUGCCAGCAAUGCGAGCAAUGCCGGCAAUCCUGCAAAUUAUAUUAAUAUAAUGACAGUGCCCCUGAGCACACUGCAAUAUAAUCGGAAAAAGCUUUCAUCUCAGGAUUAUCAAUCACAUUUAUAUUACAAUACCACGGAUGUUAAAUGUCGAGAGGACUAUUAUGCCGGCAACAGUAAUGCGCGCUUCAAUCCAGAGGCGCCAUUAUCAUCUCAACAUCAAUCACAAUCACAACAUCAACAACAACUACAACAACAACAAACGAAUGCUCACCACCUACAACAACAGCCUCUUACGCACAACCCUCAUUUAAGUCAUAUCCAGCAUAGUCAUCAAUUGCAACAUAAUCAACAGCAUCAGCAUCAGCAUCAGCAACAGCAACAACAACAGAACAUGUGCUGCUCCAGUUCGGCACUAGAUCCAGUUAACGAUGGUCCCAGCUGUUCAAUGUAUUCAAAUUCCAAUGGAAACGGACGGGUGGUGGCCACGCAAACGCAUCAGAAUAACGCGAAUGUCGUUGCCUGUGAGCCAGCGAUGACGCAAACGCCGGUAUCCAUGGGUCCUGUCGGUGUGCCUGUUCCACCUAUGAUGUAUACGGUGCAUCGUGUAGUGACCACGGCACAAAUUCAGACUGCAGCGGGUAGUACAUUUGCUUCGUCGGCAAGUGUGUCUAGUGUUGUCAGUACUGGGCGAAAUGAGAACGAAUGCGGCUUGGCCUCUGCUCAAGUACCGUCAGGAAUGGCUGUGACAUCUAAUGGUCCUUGCCACAAUGGGCUUAAUCUAUCAGAUAUGAGCGGCAAUAUAAUUAACAAUGCGAAUGCCAUUGGUCAGAUGUCAAACCUGCGAAGCCCUUCCGGUGUUCUUACCAAUACACAAUUCAUGCCAGUUCAACAAAAAUGCAACAAUGCCAAUGACGCUCAACAUGUUCCCGCAAAUUCAAAACGAAUGCCUAAUACAAGCGCCACUUCCAAUUUCACAAGUGCCGGAAAAUCCCCCUCAGUAGUAGCUCGUGCUCUACAAAAUGUGAUUCCAACAUGUGUAUAUCUUAUGUCGCGAGUUGCCGUUCACAUGGAGAUCGAGGGCACAGCGCAGUGUCCCUCGCAAGUCAUGCUGGCAGCUGCUUUAGGAUGUGAAGAGCUAGGGAUUUCUAACAAAUUGCUGGCGCAAAGCAUAUUCGGAUUAUGGAUGACAAGUGCCCUAUUGGAAAUGCAGCUGAAAGCUCAUCACUGCCCUUAUAUUGUACGCGUGGCGUGGCCAAAUCUAUUGGAAAAGUUCAGCAAUAGCAGCCCAAUCGAUCGAAAAUAUGAUGAACCCAUGAUAAUGCUGAAACGAAAUGUAUUUUUUUCAAAACGUGAUGAAGAGAAGAUAAAAGAUCAUCGAAUUUUGGAGCUUCUGUAUGAGGAAGCAAAGAACAACGUGUUAAUAGGUAGAUACAUAAUGGAGCCCGUGCAUUCUCUUAUGUUGGGUGGAAUUCAAGCUCGAAUCGAGCUUGGCCCAUAUAAUUCUCACACACACACAAUAGGAUUCUUUCGUGAAAAUCAGUCGAGGUUCUUACCAUCACAUGUUGCCAAGAGUUCGAGUUGGCUGUGGCUGCCAAUAAGUCAAAAGAACUCUGCAGAAGUUAAGCUCUUAGAGCAGUUCAAGCGAGUCCCCCAGACAGCUACAACUCGCAAACUAAUGCGAAAAUAUUUAGAGUUUUGCUGGGCACUGCCAUUUUAUGGGGCUGCAUUUUUCCAUGGACAAAUGGAGCAACCUGUUAGAGGAAUCAUGUCCUUGAUGAAUCAUAGAGAUAUGGAAGUUUUGGUUGCUGUUAAUGAGCGAGGUGUAUAUAUAAUAGAUACAUUAGAAAGCACGUUGCUCUUGGGACUACGGUACGAGGAUUUGUCUUGGGAUUAUGCAAAACCAAGUGCCACUGACGAUCCGGAAUGUCUAACAUGCAUUUUCUUGCAGUUUGAUGCUGUUGAGAAUGGGAUUCAAGUAUCAAAACUUGUUCAGGUAUUUUCAAAGCAAGCCGCUAUGAUUGACGCACUUAUAUCACACUUUACGGAUCAAAUAAAGAAUCGAAAGCAAGAGGGAAAUACAACAGAAACAUUUCAUGAUGAACCAAAUCUAAUACAAAAUAAUGGGAACGGAGUAUUAUGCAAUAAGCUCUCAAGAUUGACUUUGGCAACGUUCGAUGAGGAGGGCGGCCGAUGCAUAGGGCAAAUGGGAUCACUAUCUAUAAGCUAUUAACAUUUGUUGCUAAACUUGUAAAUGAAUUUGUUUAUUUAAGGAGUCCAUAAAAUGUAGGAGGUAGUAGGAUGACUGUUAAUAUUAUAU
This is a messenger RNA of Drosophila willistoni, 2730 nucleotides long. RefSeq lists its product as uncharacterized. The record is from RefSeq and is a predicted model, not a curated record. Gene Ontology annotation, biological process: negative regulation of canonical Wnt signaling pathway. The transcript has 11 exons. Lineage: Eukaryota; Metazoa; Arthropoda; Insecta; Diptera; Drosophilidae. Gene Ontology annotation, cellular component: plasma membrane; cytoskeleton. The coding region runs from base 163 to 2643 and encodes 826 amino acids.